Phlebotomus argentipes is the source of this 4638-nucleotide messenger RNA. RefSeq lists its product as uncharacterized. Lineage: Eukaryota; Metazoa; Arthropoda; Insecta; Diptera; Psychodidae. Gene Ontology annotation, molecular function: serine-type endopeptidase activity. The transcript has 11 exons. Gene Ontology annotation, biological process: proteolysis. Bases 53 to 4615 code for a protein of 1520 amino acids. The record is from RefSeq and is a predicted model, not a curated record.
CCCCAGCUUUGGAUAAAUACACACACACCCAAUUGAGUUCAUAAAAAAGGCCAUGCUCAGAGGCAUCAUCGCACUCAGCGUCCUCGCCGGCCUGGUGACGCUGGGCGCCGGACAUGGGCGCAUGAUUGAGCCGCCGAGUCGAGCGUCCGCCUGGCGAUACGGAUUCAACACGCCGCCCAAUUACAACGACCACGAACUCUUCUGCGGCGGCUUCUCGCGCCAGUGGCAGCGCAACGACGGCAAGUGCGGCGUCUGCGGCGAUGCCUACGAUCUGCCAGAGCCGCGCGACAACGAGCUGGGCGGAAAGUACGGCCAGGGCGUCAUCGUGAGACGCUACAAUCCCGGCUCGGAUUUCCUCAUUCGCAUCGAACUCACCGCCAGUCACUGGGGCUUCUUCGAGUUCAGACUGUGUCCCGAUGCGGCCGGCAAGCAAGACUGCCUGGACGAGAACGUCCUGGAGAUUCUCAGCGGUUCGCCAGCUGUGCUGAACAUCGACGAUCCCGCCACGCGCUUCUAUCCCAGGAAUGGAAGCAGAGUCUAUGAGAUCCGCGCUAGACUGCCAGAAGACUUGAAGUGCGAGAGCUGCCUUCUUCAGUGGAUUUACGUGGCGGGAAACAACUGGGGCAUGUGCGAGAACGGCACGGGCACCGUGGGCUGUGGUCCGCAGGAGCAGUUCCGGGCGUGCGCGGACAUCAGCAUCGGCUACGGAGCGCCGCCGCCGUCGCUGCGCCCCAUCCGACCGGGCACGAAGACGACGCCCAAGACCAAGAUCUCAGAGGCCACGCGCCUCCCGCCGUCAGGAGCUGCCGACGAGCCACUGCCCGAGGGCCCCAAAUACAUUGGCGCCCUCAUUGCCAUCGUGUCGCUCCUGCUGGUGCUGUGCUGCCUGGCGGUGGUGUAUCUGUAUCACUAUCACGGCCAGAGGAUCAAGCACCUCAUGCGGUGGCAGCGCACGAAGGCGCCUGCCGCACCGUCUCACCUCACCUCCGUGGAGUCCGUGCCAGUGCCGCCGCCCAGGACGAAGCGACAGAGCCAGAGCGGCGCCGAGAUCGACGCGCGCGAAUCGAGCAUCCUCACGGGGAGCAACUCCCCGCCGCCGGGGCCGCGCAGCGGGGGCACGAGGCUGCUCAAAGUGUCCCCCGAGUAUCGCCGCCUGGAGUGCAGCCCAAUCCAUCUCUGGCCACUGCUGCUCCCACCACAUCGCGAAGAUGCUUCUUUUGCAUUCCGGAAAGUUGUCCUACCUGGCCAGCGCGAUCACCACGACUGCGUCACAGCGCGAUGCUUCUGUGCUCCCCACAAAGAAGUGUGGAAGAAUAGCUCGUUGUACAUUUUGGAUAGAGAGACAAAUAUUCCGCAUUUCAACCACAAGCACAGCCAUUUAGAGACACUCGUGAAAUUCGCACUGGAGAUCGCUAUGAACUCACUGUGGUGCUUUGCUAUCUUCCUCACUGCCGCCACAUCAAGUUCAUCUGGCCAGGAAGUGCCCAGCACGCCGUGUCCCUCCACAUUUCGCUACCAGUUCGAUGGCGGCUCCGGCGAGUGGAUCGGCAUCGGCAGAAUCGCCAACCCGCCCGUCGGCGAGGACAUCAUGCUGUUCGUCACGCUGUCCGUGGGCACGCAGCUCACGUCCUCCUACGUGGGCGAGGUGAAGAUCCUGGGCCAGCCCAGCGAGAUCGCCAAUCGGAUAUACAGCAACCAGCCGCUGAACUUCGAGGUGCGCUUCCCCAUCCAGAAUCCCUUGCCCGAGGUGUCCUCGAUCACGGUGAACGAGAAUGUGAUCUGCCGAGCGGAAUACACCACACAGUACGAGUUCACGACGAAGAUCCGACUGCAGUACACCUUCAAGCCACAAGGAGGACCGGUGCACCUGAGCCAGACUCGUCCCAGCUACAGCCAAAACCAACAGCCCAACUACAACCAAAACCAGGCGGGCAUCAAUGCGGGCCUAGAUCUCGGCGGUCUAGACUUCGGAUUGGGCAGUCAGCUGCCCUUCUCAGACGUCUCGCUGGGUCCUUUCCAGCUUGGCGGAGACAAUUCCCAAUUCUCCUCACCGGAAGUGCAGCAGCCGCCGCAGCAGCAACACCAUCACCAUCAACAGGCGCCGCAGCCGAUUCCUCAGCCACAGCCAAGACCCACACGACCGACACAGCCUCCACAGAGGCCACGACCUCAAAACACACCGUCGUCCAUUGAUAACAAAGACAGUGGCAGUUCUUCGGUCGUGUGCGGGAAACCAGAUCCUCUGGCCACGUUCACGCCGCUCAUUGUGGGCGGAACGGCGCUCCAGCGAGGAACCUGGCCCUGGCUCGUGGCUGUGCACGUGUACAAGGAGCACACGCUGGCCUUCCAGUGCGGUGCCACGCUGAUUUCCCAAAAAGUGGUCAUUGGAGCGGCGCACUGCUUCGCCGACCGCAAUGGCCAGAAGCUGAAGACGGAGAACGUCGUCCUCAUCCUCGGGCAGUACAAUCUCAAGAGGCCCCAGGAAGAAGGCUCGCAAAUCGUCUAUCCGGAGAGCAUCAACAACCAUCCGCAGUACAUGAGCGCCCACAAGAUCGACUCGGACAUCUCGGUGGUGGUGAUCGCGCGCCAGGUGGAGUUCACGCAGUUCAUCCGGCCCGUGUGCCUGUGGAGCGGGCCGCAGACGCAGGACGCGAUCGUGGGGCGCGUGGGCGUGGUGGUGGGCUGGGGCCGCGACGAGCACGGCAACGUGAACACGCCGGAGCCCAAGAAGGCCGAGGUGCCCGUGGUGUCGGACGCCACGUGCCUGCGCAGCAACGAGGCCUUCUCCAAGAUCACCACGGACCGCACCUUCUGCGGCGGCUGGCGGAACGGCUCCGAGGGCCCGUGCAACGGCGACUCCGGCGGAGGGCUGAUCUUCGAUGUGAACGGGCGCUGGACGCUGCGCGGCAUCGUGUCGGCCUCCCUCUCGGACAUGCUCACCAGCUCGUGCAAUCUCAAGGAAUACGUGGUGUUCACGGAUGUGGCCAAAUACUCAGAUUGGAUCAGAGACAAGAUGAUCACAUCACUCAAACGCCUUCGCGUGCAAGUGGACAUUUUCCUUGUGGUGAUUUGUGCGCUUCCCGUGGUCAGGACUCAAGGCAGCUCACCCUGUCCGAAUCUCUUCCAGUAUCAGCACAACGGAUACGAGGCUGAGGGCGCCCUGGAGGUGCCCGCGCCGCCCAUCGGCACCAAACUCGAGCUCCACGUCUUCCUCACCGUUCCUGUGCAGUUGCCAUCGAGUUAUGUGGGUGCUUUGGAGCUGCGUGACGCGCAAGAAGUGGCUUUGGAUCGCCUGAAGAAGAGCCUCCCGGUGCGAUAUCGCGUCAAGUUUCCAAUCUCAAAUCCCGUUCCGCGCCUCGUGUCGAUCACAUACAAUGGCAACGUGAUCUGCCAAGGAGAUCGCUCAAGAUUCCCCAACAGAGGCUCUUACGUUACCAACAUUCGCCUGGAUCACACGCUCACGACGAGGCUCACGAACGAGCCUUACGAUGACUAUCCAGCCCGACCCGGCGGCGGUGGCUCUUAUCCUCAGCAGGACAACUACUACAAUGACUACCAGAACUACUCGAAUCCGUUCUUCGGCCAGAACGACGCCUACAAUCCCUACGGCGGCAACAAUUUCAUCCCUCAGCAGAGUCAGACUUCCACACAAGCGCCCUACUAUCCGCCCUACCAGGAGCCCCACACGCAGGCUCCACCGCCGCCGCCGCCGACGCAGCGACCAUCGAGGCCGUCAAAUCCAUUCCUGCCCGCCGCGAAUCCCGCCCACACGCCCGUCAACCGCUAUGGAGACGACGGCGUCGGCGUAUGCGGCAAGAUUGAGAGCCGCUUCACCAUCACGCCCCUGAUAUUCGGCGGCGAGGAGUUCCCCAAAGGCUCCUGGCCGUGGCUCGUGGCCAUUCACGUGUACAAAGGCGCCCAAUUCUCCUUCGUCUGCGGCGGCACUCUCGUGUCGCACAACGUGAUCGUGAGCGCGGCUCAUUGCUUCAUGGAUGGCCGCGGCACAAACUACGAGGCGGCCGAUGUGAUUGUCUUCGUGGGGAAGCACGAUCUGAGGAGACUCAAAGAAGACGGAGCCACAAUUUCCGAGGUGCAGGACCUGAAUAUCCACCCGGAGUUCCUGAGCGAUCCGCGAGGCUCCUUCGACGCCGACAUCGCCGUGCUGGUGCUGAAGGAGAGCGUGGAGUACAGCGCCUACAUCCGGCCCGUGUGCCUCUGGAGUCUGCCCACGGGCGAGGAGCACUUCGUGGGGAAGACGGGCGUGGUGGUGGGCUGGGGACGCGACGAGAAGGGCAACCUCGUGACGUACCUGCCCAAGAGGACGCAAAUCCCGCUUGUGUCCACGCAGGAGUGCAUCAACUCACGCGACGAUUUCGCCACACUCACGUCGGCGCGCACCAUUUGCGGCGGCUGGCGGGACGGUGUGAAUGGGCCGUGCACGGGAGACUCGGGCGGCGGCCUGAUCAUGUACGAGAACGGCCGAUGGCAGUUGCGCGGCGUGAUCUCGAUUGCCAUCAAGCAUCCCGUGACGGGCGUGUGUGAUCUGCGCGAGUACGUGGUGUUCACGGACGCGGCCAAGUUCACGAGCUGGAUCCGCUCCUUCAUGACGCGGUAGCCAAAGCUGGGAGUAACUCUCGA